CGGUGGAGAUGCGCGGGGUGCUGCUGCGGAGCGUGCUCGCGGCCCUGCUGCUGCGCGGAUUUUUCACCUAAAGGUGCUGCUGUUGAGCUGCAGAAGGAGCUGUCAGACCUGGUCCUGUGCCGAGCAUUCCCUCCCUCUUUGUAGAGGUGGGGUUGCCAUCAUCCUGCUCAGCUCCAGCAGGGAUGUCCAGGAGCAGCAGGGCUGGGGGAAGGCUCUGCCCUCCUGCACCCUGACAGCAGAUCCCACCCUCGGUCCCUGGAGAAGAGUGCCUGGCGGGCCUUCAGGGAGUCGCAGUGCCACCACAUGCUCAAGCAUCUCCACAAUGGUGCACGGAUCACGGUGCAGAUGCCGCCAGCCAUCGAGGGCCACUGGGUCUCCACAGGCUGUGAAGUGCGGUCCGGGCCGGAGUUCAUCACGAGGUCAUACCGCUUCUACCCCAACAACACCUUCAAGGCAUACCAGUUCUACUACGGCAGCAAUCGCUGCACAGACCCCACCUACACGCUCAUUGUCAAGGGCAAGAUCCGCCUGCGCCAGGCCUCCUGGAUCAUCCGUGGGGGCACCGAGGCUGACUACCAGCUGCAUGGCGUGCAGAUCAUCUGCCACACAGACUCCGUGGCGGAGCAGCUCAGCCAGCUGGUAAACCGCACGUGCCCAGGCUUCGUGGCCAGGGGCCCCUGGGUGCAGGACGCGGCCUACGACCUGUGGCGAGCCGAGGGAGGCUGCGAGUGCACCCAGGCCCUGCGCUUCGCCAUGCAUGAGCUGCAGUUGCUCCGCGUGGAGAAGCACUACCUGCACCGCCUGGACCACCUGGUGGAGGAGCUGUUCCUUGGCGACAUCCACACUGACGCCAGCCAGAGGCAGUUCUACAGGCCAUCUAGCUACCAGCCACCCCUGCAGAGCGCCCAGAACCACGACCAUGCCUGCAUAGCCUGUCGUAUCAUCUUCCGCUCUGACGAGCACCACCCCCCGCUUCUGCCCCCGAAGGCAGACUUGACCGUGGGCCUGCAUGGUGAAUGGGUGAGCCAGCGCUGUGAGGUGCGGCCGGAAGUCCUCUUCCUCACACGUCACUUCGUCUUCCACGACAACAACCACACCUGGGAAGGUCACUACUACCACUACUCGGACCCUGUGUGCAAGCACCCCACCUUCACCAUCUAUGCCCGGGGCCGCUACAGCCAUGGGGUGCUGUCCUCCAGAGUGGUGGGUGGCACGGAGUUCAUGUUCAAAGUGAAUCACAUGAAGGUUACUCCCAUGGAUGCGGCCACAGCCUCGCUCCUCAACGUCUUCAACGGGAACGAGUGUGGGGCCGAGGGCUCCUGGCAGGUGGGCGUGCAGCAGGACGUCACGCACACCAAUGGCUGCAUGGCGCUGGGCAUCAAGCUUCCCCACACAGAGUAUGAGAUCUUCAAGAUGGAGCAGGAUGCCCGGGGGCGCUACCUGCUCUUCAAUGGCCAGCGGCCCAGCGAUGGGUCCAGCCCAGACCGGCCUGAGAAGAGGGCCACAUCCUACCAAAUGCCCCUGGUCCAGUGUGCUUCCUCCUCGCCCAGAGCUGAGGACCUGUCUGCCGACGGCGGGGGCAGACAGUACGGCCAGGCGCCACGGAGGAGAACCCAGCCCAUGCUGCUGGCCACCCUCGCCGGCCUUCUGACUCUGCUGCACUGGGGCGGGCCCAGCUAGAAAUUUUUAGGAAGUUCUAUUUUUCUGAACUAGGAUUCCUUACCAUAUACAGAUUUUCUUUAUGAAAAGGAAAGACACUGAUUCUUUUGAUGCACUUGAAUGCCCGAGGGCUGUCGCUCCUUUUCCCGCCCUCCCUUCCCGCCCUGAGUCAUGAGCAGCCCGUUUGAAGUUUCUGCUUUGAACUCCGUCCAGCCUGGCCCCAGCGAGUUUGCAGCAGCGAUUGCACUUUAAGUCCGUGGAGCUUUGGCUGGUGUGUCUGUGGAGGCCUCGGGGUUGAGCGCUGGGUCCUAUUGUUUUUGUCCUCUUAAAUAUUAGAUUUCUGAGUCGAGCUUAGAAGGGCCUCCUCCAGGCUACAACCUUCCCUGCGUUUUGACUGCAGUUGCUUUGCACCCUCUAUGGAGUCUUAGUCUCCCAGGUUUAGGCCCUGGAAUUGGGGCACAGUUGUUUGGGGACUGAGAUUAAGACCUGUACUAUUGACGAGAUGUGGGCAUAGAUAUGUACAUAGGAGGGGUGCAAGUUUAGCGAGAUAGCUUUACAGAAACAGGGGUGAGAAUCAAAACUUUCAGAAGUGUUUUGAAAAAAAGUAUUUGUAAUUAAAAUUCCAAAGUAAUUUAAACUA
This is a messenger RNA of Octodon degus (degu), 2299 nucleotides long. It is a transcript of the gene Apcdd1, whose product is annotated as APC down-regulated 1. Gene Ontology annotation, molecular function: Wnt-protein binding. NCBI's taxonomy places the organism in Eukaryota, Metazoa, Chordata, Mammalia, Rodentia, Octodontidae. The coding region runs from base 304 to 1680 and encodes 458 amino acids. Gene Ontology annotation, biological process: negative regulation of Wnt signaling pathway. The transcript is spliced from 6 exons. The record is from RefSeq and is a predicted model, not a curated record. Gene Ontology annotation, cellular component: plasma membrane.